This is a messenger RNA of Exophiala dermatitidis NIH/UT8656, 717 nucleotides long. RefSeq lists its product as uncharacterized. Bases 1 to 717 code for a protein of 238 amino acids. The record is from RefSeq and is a predicted model, not a curated record. Lineage: Eukaryota; Fungi; Ascomycota; Eurotiomycetes; Chaetothyriales; Herpotrichiellaceae. The transcript has a single exon.
AUGGUGGUAGAUUGCAUGACCAGGUCAUUUCAGGUCCCGCGCGGCAGCGAUGUGCCCCUCGAGAUCAAGAUUGCCGAACCGGCUCUUCGCGCCCAAGGCCUGAGUUUAACAACGUGGACGUCGUCCUUCGUACUCGCCAGUCUCUUGCACAAACUCCCUGUGGAAUUUCCUCCCUCGAGCAGUCCGAUCCAAGUACUGGAGCUUGGCGCUGGCACAGGGCUAGUUGGGUUGACCGCGGCAGCCCUGUGGAAUGUACCCGUUGUCCUUACUGACUUGGCACCUAUUGUACCGGGUCUAGCUGGGAAUGUCAAGCUGAACGAUUCUCUCGUCAAAGACAGGGUGCGGUGCGGCUCGCUGGACUGGGCCGCACCCCAUAAUCUGACCUUGCAGACGGGAGAGACCUAUUCCGCAGAUACGAGCAAAGCUUGGUUGAUCCUUGCGGCAGACACUGUGUACUCGGAGGAGCAUCCUGAGUUGUUAUCGAAGGCCAUUUUAAGAUGGCUUGACCGCGGAUCAUCUUCUCGGGUAAUCCUUACCUAUCCAUUGCGCGUGGCAUACUUGGAUCAGAUCCGGCAGUUAUGGGAGUUGUUGGAAGCGGGAGGUCUCGAGGCCAUUCAAGAAGGCCGCGAGCAGGCCAGUGCGGACGACUGGGACGAUGAAGGCCUGUGUGAAUGGAGUGUUUGGGCCUGGAAACGAAUCCAAGAGAAUGGAGAGUAG